UCCCCCUCCGCCCACUUUCCCUUCACCCUCCAAAUGGCCUCCGUGUGACGUCAUAGCAAGUGCUCAGGGCAAGCGAGCAAGGGCAACUCAAACCGUGAUUGGAACGCAGCCAAAGCCAAGAAAAGAAAAGAAGUGACGCAUUUCGCAUAUACGCAGGGCUAAGCAAGGGCCUCCGACGCAAGAUGGCCGCAAAUUACAUAUGCCGUCGCUUCUACCUUGGAUAUCUAGUCUCGUAUAUGUGAUACAUAUGACCAACCCGCUCGCUCCAACUAUUUGACGUUCUCAAGUUUGACGUCACGACAACAAGUAAGGACUCUCGCCUUUAGAUAUAGAUAAAGCCGAUUAAAAUAAUAUCAAAGGUAAAACUCCUCUUCGUGACAUCUGGAAUUAACGUGAUUACAGGAGAAACGGAUCGACCUGCAUUUCAAGAGCUCUCUGUGGAUGAACAUUGACCAGUGCUGCUAGCACACAAGCUAAAUUGAGAUAACACAUACGCAGAUGAAUGAUUGUAAAUGAGGAACUAAAAAGCACAACUACGACUAUAAAUCUUCUUUCAAGUGCUUGACGAAUUUCACAAUGGAGAGUAAAUACAACCUCAAGAGUCCUGUUCGUGAAUGGUUGAACGCCCACUUCUCUGGAAGAUCGUCAUGCUGGCCGGAAGUCCUGACUUAACACCAGUCCUGACUUUGGGGUUGUUGAAAGAUCAAGUCUACUCAAGCAAAGCAAGGAAUUUGGAGCGGUGAAGAGGUUGAUGAAAGAGGCUGCAGAAUUGAGAGAUCCCACAGAACACUACCAUGCCCAGCCACUGGAAGAUAACCUGUUUGAAUGGCACUUCUCGGUCCGAGGACCACCAGAUUCCGAUUUUGAUGGUGGGAUUUACCAUGGCAGGAUUCUUCUACCCCCAGAGUAUCCGAUGAAGCCUCCCAGCAUUAUUCUCCUCACACCAAAUGGAAGAUUCGAAGUUGGGAAGAAGAUCUGUCUGAGUAUAUCGGGUCACCAUCCAGAGACAUGGCAGCCUUCAUGGAGCAUACGAACUGCUCUAAUUGCCAUAAUUGGAUUUAUGCCAACAAAAGGAGAGGGUGCGAUAGGAUCUCUUGAUUAUACUCCAGAAGAGCGAAGGGUACUUGCCAAAAAGUCUCAGGAUUUUUGCUGUGAGACGUGUAACUGUUCAUUGAGCUCAACACUCCUGCCUCUCAACCCCAACAGUGACAUCAGCCUAGAGGACCAAAUGGCAAAUGAGCUAGCUCACCAAAUUAACUUCAAGACAGAGUCAAAUUUAUCAAGUAAAAUGGCAAGUGAGGGUGAAGAUGCCGGCGCUGAGGUUUCCGAUCUUACCCCGGAACAAAGUGUCUCUAAUUCUUCAAGCCGCGAAGCUGUUGAGAGCUCUCUGACGGAGCAGACAGAAACUUCGACAGCCACCGGAGCGGAUAGGGAGCGGUCUUCAAACGACGAUCGUCCUCACAGCCCCACGCGGCGUCGUGCCAUACUUCACCAAAGAGACAAUAACCAAGCUCCGAACAGGCCACGCUUGAUCGCAGAGGUUCACCAGCCCCAAAACGACGGCCACACGGGCUCGGCCGUGCUCAUAGUGGUGCUCACUUUGGCGCUGGCUGCGCUUAUUUUCCGUCGGAUCUUUCUGGCUCAUGACUACAAGUUUGAGUAUGAACUGUAACCUUUCCUAGCUACGACAUCAUCCUACCUUUCAGUUUUAGCCAUCACUGGAACAUUUGGCAUGGGUCCCAUCACUUUAAUGUUUUUUUUUUCCUGCAGGUGGUCCAAUUGUGCAUCUGAUAGUUCUUCUUUAAUCAAUGUGACUGUUUGUUCUGCCUGUCUUUUUUAAUUCAUUUUAUUCAUCAAUGCACCAUUUUGAUAUGUCUCUCAGUUUUCAUGGAGAGGCUAGUUAUCCUGUACGUUGGUUAAUGAUCUGUCAUGUAAGGGGCAGAAAACACUUUGUAUAAAUUACCCUCAUGUUAAAGACUAUGGCAUGGGUGUCCAAACCUGCCCUCAAGGACCGCUGUGGGUCAUGGUUUUUGUUCCAACCAAUCGAGCACAGACAGUUUAACCAAUGAAGUUUGUGCUAAAACAAGCAGCACCUGACUGCAAUCAACUGAUUACCCUUGUGAGACACCAGAUUGGUGAAAGGUUGUCCUCAUGAUGGGUUUGAACAAAAACCCGCACCCACGGCGGCCCUAUGUGGAAUAGUUUGGACAACACUAGACUAUGGGUUAACUAUAAAAAUGACAAGUUUUUGGACUGGGGUACUUGCAUUUGAUUGGCUAAAGUAGGACAUUUAUAAAAUGUUUCGCCUGCACUUCAUAGAAAUACUAGCUUUCAUGUUUUUCUGCGCUGUUACACAUCAGAACAUUGGAAUUCUUUCUUUUCAAUUCAUGAAAUAAGAUUCUUUCCACUAGGAUGCACAUGAUAAAGAUACUGCAUUUAUCUCCCUCAUCCCUCAAUUAAUGAAGUCAUGCCCUGCUGUGGACAUUUAUGUUCAUUAAAAAAAAUUGUCGUUCUCUACAUUGGGCGGACGUGCAAAGGUUCUGGUGUUUUAUGCAUCUUUUAUAUCAUUACAUAUACAUUUUCAGUGAUACUGUCUUCAUUUUUACCAAAAUGGAGGCCUGCAAUUUAUGUUAAGAUUGUUAGAGACAUUUAUGGCUUAAAGCAGUGUUUUUCAACCGGUGUGCCAUGAGAGAUCGUCAGGUGUGCCGCCAGAAACGAUCCAAUAUUACUUUUUAUUAAUAUAUAAUUUGUAAAAUUAUUGGAGUGGUCCCUGACGGUAUUUUGAAGGACACUCAGCCUUGUCAACAGCACGCGGACGUCAUUGGGCGCAGUUGCAGUAGGGAGGAAGGAGUAGGGGGAGGCAAGCGAGUUAUUGCUCGUGCCGUGUUCAAGAACUGCUCUGAUUUCUAGCCAUCAGCCACCUUACUGUAAACCACAAUAUGUCGGAAUAAAACGCAGGUGGGGGAUUGCCGGCCAUCAUAUAUGGAUAAAAUGGAAAGGAUACUUUAGUGUAUAUCGACACUUGCCGAGUUUGAUCAAAUGAUGUACAGUAGACGUGCUGCGGUCCACAUUGUCGCUGACAGCAAGGUGGCUGAUGGCUGUAAUUCUGCGCAGUUCUUGAACCCAAAACGAGCAAUUGCCUCCCUCGCUCGCUCGCCCGCGACCGAGAACGAAUGCACGGCACACAGAAGUCAUGGUGGCAGUCACGGAUAAGUUCUUAAAAAGGACUUUGAAAUUCAAACUGAGCCCUGGACAAGAUUCUGACCCAGACGAAGGCCCUAGUAUCGAGUCGUGGCACAUAAAAAAACAAAACAAAAACGAAGACAGAGUUAAAAGGGAAGGCAAUACAGUGAAAGCUAUGUUUCAUUUGGAUUUACUUUCACCGGGGAUGAGACGAAACCUACUCUAUUAUGUUUCACGUUCCAUCAUAUAUCACACUGAAAUAAGUAUAAAUAUUGAGAAAUUAUGAUUAAAAAUACUGUACAGAAAGUCAUUUUGGAACAUUUUUAGUUUGUGGUGUGCUUUCCAAUGUAAAAAUGUGCCGUUACCCCAAAAAGGUUGAAAAGCACUGGCUUAAACCGCACUGGCGUACUGCUGAUGAUUUUUUAUGUUUGACAAAGCCCACCUGUCCACCUCAGGUGUCUAUAAAAAAAUGGCGCUGAGGCUAGUUUUUAUGGUGGACCAAAUGGCACAUCAUGAAAUGUAUGAAUACAUCUUUAAAUAAAUACUUAAAUGGGUCAUUAAUUAAAAUGGGAAUAAAGCCAUUAAAUAUGUAAUUAAAAUAUCAGUCCAUUUUAAUGGUUAAAAAACAAUUAUUUAAUAAUUACAUGGGCUCAUGUAGCGGCACACAUACAUUAAAUUCAGUGGGCGGGACUAACACCUGAUUGGUUCCCCAGCACAUCAAGUCAAGACGGGUCCAUUUUAGAUAAACGAUCGAUGCAGUUCCAAUAAACAUUCUGACACACUAGAUGAUGGUGCUUCCUUUAAUCAGGUCAAACAAGUCAUCAAAAUAUUUCUUACUAACUCUAGAGAAAGUAUAUCCUCCGUAGCCGCCAUGUUAUUAAAGACUUCAGACAACAGCGAUCAAUUAGAUUUAGUCCCGCUCGCUGACCGAUGGACGAGUGUGUCCAUGAAAAGACUCAUUAAACAGUAAAAUAAUUAGAUGUUUUUACUUUAAAUGAGCUAAUGACACUUUUAUUUAAUCCCUAUUUUAAUUACCGUAUUUUUCGCACUAUAUGGCGCACCUUAAAAGCCUUCCAUUUUCUCAAAAUGUGUCAUUGCGCUUUAUAAUCAGGUGCACCUUCUAAAUGAAUCUAUAAUUGGUUACUCAUGACAUAACAUUCCCUUUAGCGUAGCUCUAUCUAGUGGAUGAAUAAAGCUAAUGCAACAACAGGGGGACCAAAAAAACUUUUUACCAAUUCAAUAAAACCAAGCGAUGGAAGAAAACAUUUUAUUCAUAGUAACUGGAACCUUAAAACAUGCCAUUUAAGAAAUAUUUAUGGAAUUUUAAUUUAAAAAUGAUGUCCAUUAAAUAGUGUCUUCCUGCAUGACUGCAUUCUUGAAAUGCUGUUGACCAUAUUAAAAAAAAAAAAAAAAAAAAAAAAAGUCAAAUUUUUGUGUAUUGGCAGGCAUGGGCUAGUGGCAGCACUGCGAGACGGUGACCUUGAGCAAGUAAACAAAGUGCUAUUUUUGUAACCAUGGUGAACUCAGGAUGGAAUUUUCAGUAUUCCAGCUCAGAUGUGGAAUCAAUCGACAAUCUCAAUGGCCGAUUUCAAGAAUGUAUUCGUACACAGGGUGAAAGUGGGCCGGAACGUUCUGGCACCAAGUUCGGCGCCGGAACGGUGCUUUGAUCCCGGAAAUAUGACAGCAACUGUCAAAACCCCAUGCUAAAAACAACCUGCCUGGCUGCCACGCAGGCAUCUCCAAGAGGAAAACAAUCUACUAACGUCAGAUUUACACACACAAGUGUUGACAACAAGCAUAAUAAAGUGCUUGUGUAGGGUCAUACGUUUCCAACGAUAUUUAUUAUUUAUUUAUUCCACGGACAGCACGGAAUUCUCCCAGCGUGUCUGAUGUGUUGUGUAGAUGUGUGCAUACGCUCAGCUAACCAACCCUCCCUGGCCGGGACUCCAGUUGCCAGUUCAAUUGGCUGACAGUCACAUGUGAUCAGCAUGGAUAGUUAGCUCUGAUAGGUUCAAAUGCACAUCUUUUCUGGGAGAAAAAAAAAGAACAAGCUUGUUGAAUAAUGCGAUAAAAGGGCAAUGCAACAUAAAAUACAUCAGAUCUUUAAGCGCAAGGAACGAGUUGAAGAGACUUAUUUUCUCUAAUGGGGAGGUUAUGUUAACCCUAUAAUGCCUGACCCCAGAAAUAAUGAACAGAAAAAUUCAGAUUUUUUUCAAUUUUAAAGCUUUAUGUGGUCCUGAGUAGUCUCUGAAAUUCCUCAACUUUUUGUUAUGGGAACACUAUGAGGUGUCUGUGUGUCUGGCAGAAAGCCCUAAUUUGACUCGUGCAGUUGUGUUUUCAAUACUGGAGGUCAGUCACCAUAGCGACUAAGUAUACUGUCCUUAUAUUUUCUUUUAAACGCUGCAAGGGACCCCAUGUUGGUCAGUGCAGGGUCAACAGCUAUGUUAGUAAUCAAAAAUGAUUUUAUGGUAGUUCUCACAUGGCUAUAGUUAAACACAUUGUUCCCUCUCAAAUCAUAAUUCGAUUCGAAAUUUACUUAAUAAAAUCCAACACAUGGAACAGAUACUAGUAUGUCAUCUUAAAAGGCAAUUUAAAAUAAAAAUACAAUAGAGAACAGUGUACUGUACAGUAUGAUAAUGUUACAUGAUGCAUGAACAACGAAAUGCGAACGUGGCCGGUAUGCAGGGGUGAAAGUGGCUAGAAUUUCUUGCCAGAACUCCCCGACGUGAAGGUCGCCACGGAGCCAGAAAUUUUGUUUAUUUAUUUUCAUUUUUUGGGUGCGUCAAACCUCCUAAAACUACUGAAAUGCAAAGAAAACUGUUUUGGCACAGUUAUUUCUAUAACACAUCUAAAAACUGAUUUUCAUUCAAAAUUGUAUUUUUUCAAUGAUUUGCAAAAUAAAAGUUAACAAAAACAGCAAUAACCCCAACCUCCAUCUCCUAAUUUUUAUAUUCCCUCAUUUCCUCACACACUAAAUGCCAAAUUUCAAUUUUAAUUACUUAAAAACAUAGGAUGUAUAUUAAAAUUGAAGUUAAUGUAAAGAUUUACUUUUGCUUUCUUUUUUUAAAUAAUAAAGAUAUAAGUAACAUUCAUUCAGAAAAAUAAGUACAAAUGACUUAUAUCAUGCAGAGUGAAAUGGAAUAUAUUUUGAAGAUCGCGCAAACAUAGACUUUUUUAAAUCAUAAGGAAAUUAAUGCGUAGCCUAACAUAAAUGAACAAAUAUAAAUCCAAAUUGCACAUUGACAGCUAAGAUGUACUGAACAUCCCAAUCAGAGCAAAUAAAACUAAAUAUGAUAAAUAAGCCUCCUCAACUAUUUCCUUGCUCUUAAGGAUCUGAUCCAUUCUCUGUUGCAUUGCCCUUUUUUGUCGCAUCAAUUCAACAAACUUUUUUUUUUUUUUUUUUCUAUUCGAGAAAACAUGCACAUUUGAACCAAUCAGAGCUAACUAUCUCUGCUGAUCACAUGUCAGUAUGUCAGCCAAUUGAACGGAUAAAUGAGUCCAGGCGUUUCGCUUUGCUGCGUGCAUUCGCACAUUGAUGUGACUCAUCAUCAUCAGACUCAGAUAACUGCAGCAGCUGGGUAAGCUUCCAUGCCGUCCGUGGAAUAAAAUCAAUAAUAAAUAUGGGUGGAAACAGAUUACAUUACACAAGCACUUUAUUAUGCAUGUUGUUAACACUUGUGUAUGUAAAUCUGAUGUUGAUGGAUUGUUUUCUUCUUUUAAAAUUUUUUUUAUUUUUUUUUACAUAGCGUUUUGACAGUUGCCGUCAUAUUUUUGGAAUCAAAGCACCGGAGCCAGCAUUCAGGCUCUGAAACUUAUACCGGAACUGCGUUCAGGCCCUGAAUCUUAUACCGGGACUGCAUUCCUGACCGUUCUGGCCCACUUUCACCCCUGCCGGUAUGUUAACGUAACAUAGCUAUUGAGAGUUAUUCAGUUAACUAUAGCAUGGAGAACAUGCUAACAAGUUUCCCAAACCAUCAGUGUCAAAACACCAAAAUAACAUGCGAAAUGAUAUAAUAAUGUGUUAAUAAUUUCACACACAAGUCGCUCCAGAGGAUAAAUCGCACCCCCAGCCAAACUAUGAAAAAAACAGCAACUUAUAGUCCGAAAAAUACGGUAUAUAUACUGUAUGUUCUCUAAUUUGUAUCAUAAAUGAUAGAUUAAGCAUUACAUACAGUUGUCGUGGCAAAACAAACAUAACCAAAGUGAGAAUUAACACAAUAAGGUUUUAAACAUUUUGUACUGCAAUGUGGUCCAGAAAUACUUGUCUCAAAUGUGAUACAUUUGGCAGUAUAGUUUAUGUGCACUUUGGACUUAUUUUUGUUAAUUUACCUAUGUUAGGCUACUUAUUUCCAUUUAAUAUAAAAAGGCAAAUGUUUGGGUUAUCUUCAAAA
This is a messenger RNA of Corythoichthys intestinalis (scribbled pipefish), 7574 nucleotides long. It is a transcript of the gene ube2j1, whose product is annotated as ubiquitin-conjugating enzyme E2, J1. The transcript has 9 exons. NCBI's taxonomy places the organism in Eukaryota, Metazoa, Chordata, Actinopteri, Syngnathiformes, Syngnathidae. The coding region runs from base 752 to 1672 and encodes 306 amino acids. The record is from RefSeq and is a predicted model, not a curated record.